ACAAUGGUGGUGUGCCCCAACGUCAAGCCUGUCCUUGUGAACGAGUCAUCGCCAUCAUCGGAGCCGUUGAUUGUCCAGUAUCGCUUCGAAAAUGACGAAGAAACCUUGAUCCUCAAGCAGCAGAUCGACACGCUCAAGUUCAUUGCCUACGGUGUUGUGUCGUUCGUGAUCAUCGCACUGGGCAUCGUAGGAAAUCUCAUCAACCUGAUCGUGCUGACGAGGCCAAACCUAAAAGGAGUCACCUUCGUGUACCUCACAUGGCUGGCCACGUCAGACCUAUUGACGCUUGUCGUUGCCGUGUUCUCGAUGUUGAGGCUGCAUGGCAUCCAGCCGCGCACGUACCCGGCCGCCUUCUAUUUCGCCCACGUCGAGAUGCCGCUGGUGAACGCCCUGAUGGCCAGCAGCGUCUUCAUUGUGGUGGCCGUCACCAUCGACCGCUACUGGUCGGUGUGCUUGCCGUUGCGAUAUAGGGAGUUCCACAACUCCAGGUGUACCAAGCUAGCCAUUAUCACGGCCUACGUUGCUGCUGGUCUUCUCUACGUGCCAGUGGCCUUCCAAAAGAGCCCUGUGCCGGUUUGGGACGAACUCGCCAACCAAACUCAGUACAUUCCGUGCGACAACGUGUACGUGUCGCGGCAGCCUGUCUUCAAGAUCUAUCUUCUCGUCAAGGAAGUCCUGGUGCGGAUAGGUCCGGUUCUUGUGGUGGCCGUGCUAAACACUACCAUCAUCGUUACGUUUCAUCGGUUUGUACGCAAACGUCAAAAGCUCAUGAGCAAUAGUAGCAAUAGGGACACCGGAAAGGUUCUCGAGGACCAGCGAUUGGUCAUCCUUUUGGCUGCCAUCGUCAUCAUGUUCUGUGUGUGCAUGACUCCUGCUGCUGUCCUCACGGUGCUCAUCAGUGACGACAAAGAACUCAACUACGGCUUCCAGUUGUUCCGUGCUAUUGCCAAUGAUAUGGAGAUGGCCAACUUUGCCAUGAACUUUUAUGUGUAUUGUCUGUGCAGUUCAGAAAUACGGGACACGUUUCUGAGGUUGUUUCGACUGAGUAAAUCAUCUCCAGACGUCAGCUACAUCCUCAACUCAAAGUCGCCCGCUGACGGAAGCACACACCUUUGACUGGACAGCGGCAACUUUCACGUGGUGUAUGCAUACUUGCCUAGUUGCUCUACUUUUUCCCGCCUUGUCGUCCAACUAAUCAGACAGACACAUUCAUUGUGGUUGUGGACACUGUAAAGUCGCUAGGAAGGAGGUCAUCCGAAAUCCGACACAAUGCUUGGUGUUGUUAACGCCAGACGAUGCUUAUGCUAUGAUCCUUAUGAAAUAAGAGCCUUCCUUGAUGGAAGCUCACCUGCUUAUGAUUACAGAUUUUAAUAUGUAAAAUUUUUAUCUGUGAAUAUUAAUGCUGGUAUUUGACGCUCUUCUUUCUAGCGGGAGAAAAUUAAACAUAUAUAUUUUGCUCUGACUUCUUGAAGAGUUGGCUUCAAAGUGUAUGUAAAUCACGAGUUAAUAUAGAAGAAAGUUGGACAUAAGAUAUAUUUCUUACAUAUAUGUUACAGAUCCGGGACUAUUGAAGGCGCCAUCGCCUUGAGAUAAGAAAAAAUAUAAAGUUAGUCACAUGCUUCAGUUGUUUAAAAUACUGGAUCGGUGAGUGACUGGGGUAUUGGAAGACUCGCACAUCUUUUUCAACUGGCAGUCAUGUUGUAUGUUAGAUUUUAGAAUGUCGUUACGCUGGACUUGUUGCACUCAAAGUUGUCUCUUGUAAUAUAGAUGUGUUUUGAGCACUUUAAGAAAUACAAACUACCAUAGUAAAAUAUUGGGAACAGGAGACUACUAAUCACUUGCUUCAUGGUCUCACAUAGUGACACUAUGAAAUAUUUGUUCGUUCUAUGCUUCUUAUUCCUUUUCAUGGUUUGCACGUAGACGUAUUUUACUUUCAUAGUGAAGUGUUGGGUGUUAGUAUUGGUAUUUAGUUUGACAAUGAGAGUAUCUUCUGCUGCUAAUAUUGGCUAUAUCCCUGGAGGUGGUAUUAUAAUAACUACACCGACCAUCUUUUUGUUUUGUUUGUGCGUGUGUGGAAAACUGAAGUGAAGAGGCUUUGAUGAGGAACAUCAUGCUCAUGCUUCACUGUAUGAAGCACUUUCCACGAGCAUAGUGUUUAGAAUCUUCUAUUACGCAUCAGGUAUCCUGAACCUCUACGAACUAUACGUGCAGGGUUUCGCCUUAUUUCUUUGUUUCAAGAAAUUUCUUCUGAUACUACACGGAUGUUGUAAAUUAAAUGUAAGUUCAUCAAAACAAAAGUGAGUCCUGAGGCAAGAACGAUUUUAUGAUAGGACACCAACUCCGCACAAGCGCACUUUAGCGUACCUGUCCUAACCUAGGUGUUACACUAGUUCUAGCAAUAUGUUACCUGAAAUGACUUCAAAAGGCACACAAAUAAAUUUUGUGUUUUAUUUAUUUUGAUGUUAAUGUGCUGCUAGUAUUAGUAAGUAGAUACCGCGGUCAUUUAGACGAUUUGGA
Ixodes scapularis (black-legged tick) is the source of this 2517-nucleotide messenger RNA. RefSeq names its product probable G-protein coupled receptor AH9.1. The transcript has a single exon. The coding region runs from base 4 to 1116 and encodes 370 amino acids. Gene Ontology annotation, molecular function: G protein-coupled receptor activity. Gene Ontology annotation, biological process: G protein-coupled receptor signaling pathway. Gene Ontology annotation, cellular component: membrane. The record is from RefSeq and is a predicted model, not a curated record. NCBI's taxonomy places the organism in Eukaryota, Metazoa, Arthropoda, Arachnida, Ixodida, Ixodidae.